This is a messenger RNA of Lactuca saligna, 945 nucleotides long. The record is from the annotation of a GenBank genome assembly. NCBI's taxonomy places the organism in Eukaryota, Viridiplantae, Streptophyta, Magnoliopsida, Asterales, Asteraceae.
AUGAUCAACUUCAAAACACUUCCACAACACAGUAGCAGCUGGUUGAAAGGAAGGUACACGUUGUAUAAGUACAAAGGCUUUUGGAACUCUCAAAAGUUCCACGAAUGGGCUUUUGUAGCUCAUAAAACCUUCAAACCCAACCCAAGUGACGUAAUCAUCUCAAGUUGCCCUAAAACAGGCACAACAUGGCUAAAGGCCUUGACUUUCGCGAUUGUUACUCGAAACAAGUUCGAUGAAUCUAGCAACCCUUUACUCACAACCGUUCCCCAUGAAUGUAUCCCUUUGCUCGAAAGAGAAUUUGAACAAAUCGAAUACAACCGGAUAAACAAUAACCCUGAUUUCCUCCCCUUUAUCGCUACACAUCUUCCUUACAACUCUUUACCCGAAUCUGUUGUAUCUUCAAACUGUAAGAUUGUUUACAUAUAUCGUAACACAAAAGAUGUCCUUGUUUCUAAUUACCAGUUCUUUAGAAAAGCGUGCAAAGUAGCUGAGGAAGAAGCGUGUUUUGAGGAUGCGUUUGAUGAGUUUUGUCAAGGGAUUUCAUGGUAUGGACCUUAUUGGGAUCAUAUUUUAGGUUAUUGGAAAGCAAGCUUAGAAAGACCUCAAGAAGUUCUUCUUAUGAAAUAUGAAGAUAUGAAGAGAGAUGCUAGAAGCAACGUGAAGAGGUUGGCUGAGUUUAUUGGGCAUCCGUUUACAAUCGAAGAAGAGAAAGAAGGUGUGAUUGAAUAUAUUGUGAAGUUGUGUAGUUUUGAGAAUUUGAGCAGUUUAAGGGUGAAUAAAAGUGGAGUUCAUAGUCCAGUGGGGUCUAAUGGGGUUGAAAACCAACUUUAUUUCAGAAAGGCUGAAGAUGGAGAUUGGGAGAAGUAUUUCACCGAUGAGAUGAAAGAAAAAAUAGAUGAAUUAAUGGAUCAGAAGAUGGAAGGCACCGGUUUAGUGCUGAAAUAA